Haliotis rufescens (red abalone) is the source of this 2039-nucleotide messenger RNA. RefSeq lists its product as uncharacterized. Gene Ontology annotation, cellular component: membrane. The coding region runs from base 171 to 1370 and encodes 399 amino acids. The record is from RefSeq and is a predicted model, not a curated record. The transcript has 4 exons. Gene Ontology annotation, molecular function: tumor necrosis factor receptor binding. Gene Ontology annotation, biological process: immune response. Lineage: Eukaryota; Metazoa; Mollusca; Gastropoda; Lepetellida; Haliotidae.
CUAAAUAUACAUCAAUGAGUCACAUCGCUGGCUGUUACUUUCAAUCCUGCGUCAGUUUAACAAGGAAAUAUUUCGGUAAUAUAAAAAGUUAGUACAGAAUUGCCAGACCCGCAUAUGAUGUACCUACGCGGAACACAGUAAGGCAGGCGUUACACUUCUCAGACACCAACAUGAGCACUGAAAAUACCACGGUUUUGAUGGAACAUUUGUUUGAUGACAUGACGUCAGAACCGACCCCAGACACGUCAUUAGAGAGGGUUGAUACAUCUACUGAAACGGUUCCUGGCAGUGACUCCUCUACGUGCCAGGUUCUCGACUCGAACUGUCAGCAACUUGACAACUGUGAGGACAUGUAUAUGUCCCUGAUAUCCACGCCCGCCCGGACAGAGUCCAGUGUGGCAAUCUACCCACACACGAACCAGCUGGCACUGACCUCCAGCUAUCUAAAUGCUCAGAACUCGCACACUAGUUCCUCUCUUACCGCGCACAAACCCAAGCAUGGCAAGGGAAGAAGGCAGCAUCGCCGGGGUUCUUCUGGUACACAGAGUCGUGUAGAGGAUGUCAAACACAGCUACAAGAAACUGGAAAUAUGUUUUGCAGUGUUGUGUUUUCUCAACGUGUUAAUGUUUGUGUUCUAUAUACUCACAAAUCCUAAAUACGGACCCUUCUUUUCCGAUGACAAAGAAGACGAUUUCUUUGAGACGGAGAGUGGCCAGCCUAAAACAUUCAAGUUGUGCACCAAGUGUCAACCUUUAGAGGCCAAGGCUGGCUUUGACCUCUUACGUGACAUCAAAUCUACCAAGUAUCCAGACCACUGCUGCUUCCGACGGGUUGACCAGCUGCUCGAGCUGAUUGAUGGGUAUGCCGAGAUAUAUGUCGACCAAGAAGUAGGAAAAGUGCGUGAUGAGGUGACAUUCAACAUGACCACUGGCAUGAAGACAGGGGCCCCCGCCAACCGCCAAGUAGCCCUGGCUCACAUGUACUACAAGGACACCGAGGAAGAGAGGAGUCGGGAAGUGAGACCACUUCGAUGGGAGACACGGGGUGUAGACAUCCUGUUGGUGGGUAGUAUGAAGAUGAGGGAGCAGAAACACCUGCAGGUGCUUCACACCGGCUACUACUACAUCUACAGUCACCUGCAGCUCAAGGCAGGAUCCAACGCCAUCCACCAGGUCUUGAAGAAUUUUGAAAAGGACACCGAGAAAAAACUGCUGUACAUGAAGCCCAGAAAGAACGAACAUGUGUCCGAGCUGCAGGGAGUGUUCCACUUGGACGCAGGGGACCAAGUCACAGUGGCAGCGACAGAUGAAGCCAUCGAGUCCGGCCAAAGGAAGAACUACUUUGGAGUUUUCUUAGUGGGCCAACAGUAAUAAACUUGCACAACUAGUCAAAAAGAUAAAUGUCAGACAUGUUCACGGCAACUCGGAGAGGAAGUCUGACAUACAAGUAUAGUGUUUGACAUACAAGUACAGUGUUUGACAUACAAGUACAGUGUUUUGGCAUUUUCCACGCCGUAGUACAAUCGCCAGCAAUAUCUUUUCUUUAGAGAAUGCGACGUAUCGGUGCAGAUGCUAACCCCUUUAUCAAACAAGAAAUGACUAUGAAUAUCUGUUAUAGUCGAUUUAAAUCAUGGCUCCUAUGUCUUUGACCAUGGUCUAACUAACUGUAUUGUUAGUUAAACACCACUGCAUAAUGACGGAAUUUUUUUUUUCCCCCUAUCAUUUAUCUUGAUGAUAGAACAAUUUCAUGAAACACCUUUGUCGCCAGCGGGAUUCAAACCCGCUAAGUCCGCACUGAAGGCUGACGUAUGUCUUCUACAUAGUCGAUACACCGCUCUCAGUGCUGUGCCCAGCUAUCAGACAGUAUAUAUCUGACUGUAGGGUGUAGAAAUACGAUGCUGAGACACCAGUACAUUUGCAUAUGAAUGAACAUAUAAAUAUUUGUUUCUUGCUCAACUUCAUAGAUGCGUUGUUUUUUAUUAUAUUUUAAAAUUAUAUAUGAACAUGUAUUUGCUUAGAAUAAACAAUAUAGUUAUGCAA